AUUGCUGGCCAGAGGACCUUGACCUGGACAUUCCUGUAUACUUCACUCCCAAGAUGGUAGCAAAGGGCACAUUCUGGGUAACGGCUCGCCUUUGGUGCCAGAAUGAGAGCUGAGACAUUGGAACGCUGCCCAAGCUGGACUCGGGAUUCCACCCUGAGGGAAUAAGAAGAAGAUACUCAUGGAGCUGCAGAGACAUUCCAAGUCUGUCGGAGAUCUACAUAGAACACCGGAAACUGUGGGACGCCCCUGUCUGCAAGAACCUGCUAGCGAUGUGGGGCAGCCCAUCAAGUUGGAGAUAGGAGAUGAGGGAGAGGAUGCCCAAAUGUUGCCUCCUAAACUCUCUCGCCCACCAGUUCCUUCUCCUGGAAGUGCCCUCAUUCAGGGUUUGAAUGGGCUGCCAGGAGCAGGCAAGAGAGCCCACAUUUCUGGAGGGUCGGUGGGGGUGGAACAAGGAGAAUCCUCUCGACUGGGGCGCUACUUGUUGAUUGACAGUCAAGGGCUUCCCUACACUGUGCUGGUGGAAGAGGGGGUGGGAGCGGCAGGAGGCAAUGAAGGAGGGAGUGGGAGCUCCUUGCGGAAGGUGUACAGCUGCCCUGUGUGCUCGCGGACAUUUGAAUACCUGUCUUAUCUGCAGCGACACAGCAUCACUCACUCGGAAAGUAAGCCCCACGUCUGUCGGGCAUGUGGCAAAGCCUUCAAGCGCACGUCCCACCUGGAGCGCCACAAGUAUACCCAUUCGGGCCGGAAGCCCCACCAGUGCCCUAUCUGCCAACGCAGCUUCCGGGAUUCUGGGGAGCUCUCGCAUCACCAGCGGGUCCACACAGGCGAGAGGCCUUACCAGUGUGAGGCAUGCCACAUGCGCUUUGGCGAACGCAACACCCUCCAGAGGCACAUUCGCCGGAAGCACCGCCUGCAGCUGCUUCCCACAGCAUAGAGACUGAUCUUUUGGGGGACAUAACUUGUGCUACAAAAAACUGGUGUAAAAACCUACCCAGGCCAUAAAAAUCUGCCGUCCAGGCCCUGCUAGCAUCCAUGCAUGCUGCGGUAAUCCUAGCCUUCAUGUUUCUGCCCGCCACUAAUGAAUCUGAUACUCCCACAUCUCUCAGACCAGUGAUUGGCAGGUUCCAUGAAAAACAAAAUGUGGAAUGGAGAAACUCACACCCAGCUAUACCACAAAAUAUCUGCCAUGCAAGGGCCAGCUUGCUAUGUCCUAACAUGGACACCUCUUGUCUUCUCAUGCCAAGUUGAACCUGGCAUGAAGACUGGUUUACCACCCUUUUAUAGAAAUGCUUAGUCUAUCCUGCCUGCCUAUGCUCCCCAUUGCCUGGUAGGAAGAUCUGUUCCCUCCUGCUUUGUCCCCUGUUAUCACUACCCCUGAAGGCCACACAGAUCUAGCAUGAAUACAUUGGCCUGUCAUUUCCCAUCUCUACAACAGAGAGCAGAGCCUACUAGCAUCUAACUUUGCCACAAUAUACUGGGGGAAACCUCUUGUUCGUUUCAUGAUGAUUGGUAGGGAGAAUCCAACAGACCUUGCCUAGACCCAGCAUGUAUGGCAUGGACAUAGUCCUCCACUGCCUGUUAUUAAUAACCCUCUUUCUCAUUGGUAGACCUAGCUUUGAUAUCUAUCUAGAAGCUUCCAUUUCUUUCAUAUACACACCGACCCACAAACACAGCAUGGGGGACAUUGGCUUGAUAGAAAACUUGAGUGUACCCAUUGUAGAAAAAUGUGCUCUAUGGAUUAUGUUGCAGUUGAUUCGGAGGCAAAGGGUUAUUAGAUUGGGGGGGGGGGGGAGGAUGACUCUCUUUAUUUUGGCAUAGUAUUUUAUUUAAAAUUCCCAACUGGAUUUGGCAGAUAUUGAUCCAUCAUUUUCCGUGUGCUGCAGUUAUCUUAGUUGGUAGCACUGAGUAUGCUAGCCUGAUACAGAAUGGGACCUCCAACUUUAAAUCCACUGAUCCCACCUCAGCAAUAGUUUGUGCCUAAAUUAUUGUCUCUGUAAAAUAAACAACGUGACAGCCUUUUGCAAAAGUGGUAAUAUAAAGGCUACAUAAAAUAUAUUGGCCGAAAUAUAUGAUGGGGUGGGAUGUACUGUCCUCCUCACUCCAGUGUUCAUGGUCUGUAAUUCAUGGCAUUCCACACAAUUGGUUAUGCUGGUUAUAGCUGAUUUGUAUCUGUGGUUUAGCACCUUUUCCUGAUUAAAAAACAUAAAUUAUUGGGUGAAGAGUGGGGGCACUUAAAAGAUGGGAUAGGGAUAUUUCUCAGCUCUUAGAUCUUAACUGUCUUAAUUUGAAAUCAUUUACUUUUCCAGUGAAAAAAUUGUGAUUCUACAUUCCUUCAGAAAGAUGCUGCUGCUACCUCUGACGCUACUCCAGUCUCCAAACAAGAUCUGUACCUAGGUGCAUCUGUCCUAUUAUCAGGUCUUGUUUAUUCAGACAGCUUUCCAAGUAAUUGUUGGCCAUCAUCUGUGUGCUUGUGAGAGAACAAAGGGGAAUAGGUAGGAGGAGUAUUAAAACCUCAGCUCUAUUGCAAACCAAACCAAACCACCCUCAAAUACUUUUGCCUUCAUCCCUCCCUUUUAGCUAUGGGAGUAAAAUAGAUGAUGGGACAAUGUGGUUUCCUACAAUAUUGAACAAGCAUCAGAUGUCUCUGUUUACAGCUUGGAAAUAAUGGGUUGGAUGAAGGAAAAGAAGCAGGAGAAACUGAUAUACAGUACAGGCAUGUGUUCCAAGGGGCCAGAUAGACUGGUACCCAAAGCUUGCUAGGGAGAUCCCAGGAUCAUGUUUCCUCUACUUCAUAUUUAGUGCGGACGCUGAUCUAUGUGAAUCUUUUUUCUUUUUUAAACUAAAAACCAUUCUCUGGAGAUUUGGUUCAUCUUUGUGUACUACACAAAUAAAGUGAUGCUGUGUUACUGCCAUCUUGUAGAUCUCUUGACAGGAUGGAGAGCCAUUAA
Molecule: messenger RNA, 2948 nt
Organism: Sceloporus undulatus (fence lizard)
Lineage: Eukaryota; Metazoa; Chordata; Lepidosauria; Squamata; Phrynosomatidae
Product: zinc finger protein 581-like
Exons: 2
Coding region: 179-934 (251 amino acids)
Biological process (GO): regulation of transcription by RNA polymerase II
Cellular component (GO): nucleus
Molecular function (GO): DNA-binding transcription factor activity, RNA polymerase II-specific; RNA polymerase II transcription regulatory region sequence-specific DNA binding
Source: RefSeq, a predicted model, not a curated record